AGACUAAAGUUAGGACUGGAAUAAGAUUGCACUUAGGAGCGUUUCAAGAAACUCUCCUAAGUCUUGUACUUAGGAAUAGUCCUAAGUUUUUACUUAAGACAAAAUCUUCCCAAUGAAGUUAAAAAACCCAACCGCUCGUGCCUGCCGCUCGUGCCUUAUCCCGCGAUAAGUCAUCGUCGUCUGCUAUCAAGUAUGUCCGACAGCGCUCUCGCCACCAGGAAGGCAAAUUGGACUGACGGAGAGCUGCUUUCACUUGUGGAAGCAGCUCAGUCCGUGAUUGAAAUAAUAAACGGGAAAUUUAGUUUGUUUCUAACACACGAUAAGAGAAAAAAAGUGUUGGGAGUCGGUCACAGAGCGGUAUGUAUCGAACAAUUUUUUUUGCAGUCUCUUUUCCAUUUUUCCGUUUAAAAAUAAUCGUUUUGCUUUUCUUCACCGAAGGGAGAUAACGUAUAAUUAACAGGAAAUAGAAUUAAUUAUGACGCAUCAAUAGCUUAGAUGGUCUUCUUUAUUUAUUACCAAUUCAACGUCAGAUUGUGAAGGAUCAAAGGGACUACAUUAGGAAUGUGAAUGCAGUAUCAAUAAGAGAUAAGAGGACAGUUGAGGAAGUAAAAAAAAAUGGCAAUGGGCUGUUAUGACAGUCAAGAAAAUGGAAGCCGCCCGGCUCAAUUCAAGUUCUUUGACUGGUGGUGGAUUUGGGCCGGCAGAUCUUAAAGAAUGGCAGAAGAUUGUACUGACUACCAUACCAAGGACAGGCUUAGUUGGGAUUAGUGGGGGCUGUGACACUGGCGUAGGAGAGAAACAAGUGGAAGAUCAUGUUACAUUGCCAGAACGGGAGGCUCCAACCUGUUUACACUUGGAUGAAGUUAACGUUACCGUAGAAGAAGGCAGAGAGGAAGAAGUUGCCAGUAAUACCACAGUUAAAGAUACAUUGGUUGGGGACCAGGUUACUGCAAGAAGCUCUUCCUCCAAAGAAAAAACCAUGAGCAGGGAGAAGAGACGGGGUAUUUGCAGCAGUAAGUAUUUAUCUGUCUCAUGUAUUGUAAUUAAAUUAUCUUCUAUUCUCUAAUAAUCUAUCGCAGUUAUAUAAAUUUGAAUGUAUAAUUAUUGCAUUCUUUAAAUCAACCAGUAUCAGAAAAGGUAAUGCAUGCAAAGUUAAAAUCUAAGCAAAAUAGUAUUAGCUCAUUACAUUUUUUUGUAACAGGAAACAAUCAGUGAUAUCAUGACUCUACCAUGUAUGUAGUACAAUAAAUGCUCAUUUGCAUUCUUCUGUGCAAGAAGUCACACUCAUUGCCAUUAUUGUUAUGAACUGUUAUUUAUUAGACAGACACUCAUUUUAUUUAGCAAUAAAAUAAGUGUUUAGGAUAAAUUACUUCCUAUUGGAAACAUGUGAUUUUAAAUCUUUUCUCUUUUAAAUGAGAAACAUGAUGAAUUUAGUCUAAUAUGACGUAUCUUAGACUGUAGACAUCUUGCCUAAAGUCAUACAGGGCUGUUCAGUUUAGCAGUUUAAUGGUUAAA
Messenger RNA from Ruditapes philippinarum (Manila clam), 1515 nucleotides. RefSeq lists its product as uncharacterized. The record is from RefSeq and is a predicted model, not a curated record. The transcript is spliced from 7 exons. Bases 632 to 1066 code for a protein of 144 amino acids. Lineage: Eukaryota; Metazoa; Mollusca; Bivalvia; Venerida; Veneridae.